UGCACCCCGGCUCCGGCGAAAAGGAAGCAGCGCAGCAGCACGCCCACGGAGGAAAAAUGCCGGCGAAAAUUCCAGAUGAGACGAGAGGAACGUGAUUAUACGCGGUGUACCGUGGCGGCGAACUGAAACUUUUCAGUUAUACGUGUUACGUGCCGUCGCUCCGGCCGGUCUGGAGAAGGUGAACUUUAUCGCGGUUCGAAGAUAGAGCCGCGAAAGCAUAUUGCAACACGCGGCGAAUCCGUCGCUCACCUUUUCACGAGCAGGCAGGACGAUGCCUUCGGCGUCGGGCGAAUGGGUGUGGGCUCUUCGACGAGCGAGAGUCCUCGAGGACGAGCCAUCGUCCUGGGAACCGGCAUGCCAGAUUUUCCAGAACAUUUCGCAUCCCGCGAGCGACGCGCGUGAACAUAAAAUUCGUGAGUGUACGUGUAUGUGUGCGGGUGUGUGGAUAUCCGUGGCGACGACGACACAAAUGUGCGACCGAUGUAUUUCGUCGCGUUUGUGGACGCGCGACAGCCCGGCUGGUACAAUUGUCGUGAGAUUUUGAUACGCAUGGAAUCACGGAUGAACGUUGUCCUCUUGUGAAUUUGACUAGAUGUGAGUAAGGAUUGCGCAAGUGGCAGGUAGAAGGAAAAAGAGAGAAAGUGAGAGAAAGCGCGUUGUCUCUUACGCUUCUUCUUAAAUCUGAGACAGAUUAAGCAUGACUGAAUGAAAAAAACCCGUAAAGUAAACACGAUAUUGAGUCGGACACGCAUUAUUACGUACAUGUCGAAGAAAUGAAAAUUGAACGGAAAGAUAUCCGUGUACAUAAAUGGGGAUAAAAGUAAAAAUAAAGCAAGCGAAGCAAGACACCUCAGCAAUUUGCAACAGGCGAACCUAAGACCCGUAUUUUGAAUUUUCUUUUAUUGAUACAAGUGCCCAGAAUGUGUACAGAGGAAACAAGAUUUGUCGGAACAGCAAAUUGUUUGUUAAUGUGGUGACAGCAAAAAGAUGUGUUGCGCGGAAGAAAGUAAUUUUGCUGCCGCAGCGAAACGUUGUUGCGACAGCAACAAAAUUUAGUUGGCAUAACCAAAUUAUUUUGCUGUACGUAUAUCCAGCAAAUAGCAAUUAGUACUCUUAACAAAUCUUUCAGCCGUCCAAACCAAUUUUUUUUGCUGUCGUUAUAUUAACAAUUUGCUGUUUUAACGAAACUUGAUUUUUCCGUGUGGCUUUUCAAGCCAAUUAGGUAGUUUCUAAACCACUUUUAGAGGCAUUUUAUCAAUAAAAGAGAAUCCAGAAUAUGGGCAUAAUGGUCAGUAACAAAAAAAUUGCAACCUUUUUCCCGAUGAGUUUCGCAAUGUAUCUCGUAUCCAAUAGGAAAAUAUAUCUCUCCUGAGAAUUACGGGAACAAAUGAUGUUGCUGUUGUAAUGAAACCAUCGUUGCUAAUGAAUAUUCGUUGCGACAGCGAUAAAAUUUAGUUGGUACAACCAAAUUAGCGAAUUAUUCGUAAUCAAAGUAGAAACAGUUUGUCACUAGAAUAGAAAGAUAAUGUCGAGUGAAUUUAUUCUUAGGACACGUUAAUUAGUCGUUCGAACAAAAUAGCGUUUUCCUACAUUCACUAAUUUUUCCCCACAGCAAAACCAUUUGUAGAUUCAGCAAAAUAAUCCAGCGAAUGACAAUUGAUACCCUUGACAAAUCGUUCCGCUGUCCACAUAAUAACUGAUAAAUUUUGCUGCGGCGGCAUAAAAUUUGCUGCAAAUUAUUUUUCUCCGUGGUGCUGAAAAACAAAUUCUCCUAUUGGACACGUGACGCGUUCCGAAACUUAUAAACAAAAGUGUCGCCGCCUUUUUGUGACUGACUAUACACGAUUAGUUCCAGCCAUAGGUGAGUCAAAAAUAUCAGGCGUAAAUAAGCGAUCAGCGGUGGCAGCCGGAAAUAAACCAGGAAGAAAGAACACGACAUAAUAAUAUAGAUUAGGAUUCCCCUUCUCUCUCUCUCUCUCUCUCCUUUAGGGAGAAAGAAACGGGAAGAGAGACCAUCGGGGCGCCGGUGAUCAAGCCGGAGCGAGCAUUUAUCCGCGUAUCACGCGAUCCGCGCGAGAUCCGGCGCGAAUUUAACGGAGAAGACAUAUUCGCGGAAUGGGAAACGGUCGUGAAGAAUGGUAAUGAGAUUAUAGGUCGACCGUGCCGUAUCGUAACUCAGUAACGUUAGACGGCGAUGUGCGCCGCACGUGGAGCAAGAAAGAAAGAAAGAAAGAAAGAAAGAGAAAGAAAGAAGGGAAAAGAAAGACCGGCACAUAUGAGAGGAGCGGCUGGAGGAGGGAGCCCGCUGCAAAGGUGAAGAUGAUAUUUGCCUGAAUAUAUAUAUAUAUAUAUAUAGUUAACGGGAGCAACGAGCGAGCGAGCGAGCGAUGCGCGAAUACCGUAUAUAAUUUGAACGUAACGGAUAUGCGCGCACGACGGCACACGCCAACGGGAAACUGUAACGAAGGCGUCAAGUCUCGCUCAAGCAUCAGGCGGGUAUGUGGCGGCUAUCAUGCGCGUUGUCUAUUCAGAUGCAAAUCAAUGCUCGCAGGUCGCAUCGAUUGCGCGAGGGCGUGCGGUCCCCCCGUACGCGCGAUGCGCUGAAUAGCGCCGCGCGACGUAAUUAGUCUAAUGGAUCGGCGGAUUUCGGGCGAACUUCUUCGGGAGUGUGGGACUCUCGACGUCGCGAGGAUCUCUCUCUCUCUCUCUCUCUUUCUCGUCGAGCCGUCGGGUUAUCGCAGAGGAAUUUCCGGUGCCACGUGAAUCUCACGAGAAGCCGGGAGGCCUUAAUUAAAUCGCUGAAAAACAGCCGGUUCUCCAGAUAUCUGUUAAUUCGGAACGAGGAGGAUCUUCUCUCAGCUUCUCAGCUUCGUGAAUAUAAUCGGCGAGACUCUCUUCGUGUAUCUUGGGACGUUAUGAUUUAGUCGAGCCGCGCGGGUGUGUGUGUGUGUGCGCGCCACUUGUUAAUUUCGCUAAAGAAGAUCGUUGACGCCGAGUGCUCGGAAGCUUGCGCAGGAACACGGCAAAGUAACGCGAUUUAUCGCAGGUGGUGAUUAUAAUGUUGCGCAAUUAUGAAAUAUCCGCUCGCACGCCGGAAAUAAAGAAGGUUGAGCAAGCUUAUCGAAUCCCGUCGGUGCUCGCGUGGAUAACGUAUCGCGCGCGUGCGAACGUUCACGCGAGGCAUGUGUACGAAGGACUGCGCGUUAUCGUCGUACGCUUUAUUGCAGCGGCAACGAAGAUUUCGCCGAUUCAAGAAACUCGCAUCUUCUUCUUCACUCAACGCCGCGUCGGUUCAUUCGCGCGAUUAACCGUGCUUUAUCUUCGCCGACGCAGCGCAUAUCUCCAAGUUCCGUAAAAAUUUACGGCCUGAAAAUAUAAUUAUCGACACCCGGAUAUGUGUUGAAUUAAGUCAGAUGAAAUUCCACAUCUGCGAUGAUUACGGGUGUUGUAAUACUACUGAUGUAUAAUACUGGUAUUGAUAUUUUUCUCUCAAUAUCAGGUAUUUUUGUAUUGUACUUUCGUAUCGAUAUUAGUACUAUCUUGUUUUGGUAUCUUAUCGAUAUAUUUUUUCUUAACUUUUUACUCAGCCGAUCUUCAAGAUAUUAGAUAUUUUUGUCUUAUGAAAAAUUAUGUUAUUAAAAGCAUCCGGACAUUUUUACACGAGGAGCUAAUCAUGAGUGUCCUUUUGUGCGUACAUUGUUUCAUUUCCGUGUACAAUGCAAUAACUUUUUCUCGCUUCUGACACCGACAAACAAGGGGCGAUGACAGCGAGGAUACAGAAGUCUUAACAUAUCCUUUUUAAAGUUUCUAAAUUACAAACCGGAGCAGCGGUAAUUAGUAACGACAAGAAGAGCAAUAAUGACAAAUAACAAGAACAAUGUGUAUCUAAUCUAAAAGUAAAACAUGAUGUUAUGAUGUGUGACACAUGUGACGAAAAAUAAGAACAAUCAUGAAAUGCACGAGAAAUAUGUUGUGUCCGAAUGUCGCGGCGGUGGACCGUAGUGGCGCAUGGCUAGAUAAAAGUUUCGCCCAGCAGGAACCGGGCGGCAUGGGUCUGCCGCGUUUCUCCCUGAAGAGAUACUUUUUCUACGUGCUAUGUCUGACGGGUACGCUGUUGGUUCUACUGAACCUGCUGCAGGACGAGAUAUGGCACAGCAUGCGACCGCAUCCCAGCCAGCCGCAGUCCGUUCGAACUGCCGGCGAUGGGCCGAAGAUGAAACCCGAUUGGCCUUUGAAAUCGAAGAAGCCGACCAUGCGAGUAUUACGCACUCGGGAGCGAGUGAAGAACAGACUUCCGUCCGAGGUAUCGAAUGUAAAUGGAACCGCCAACUUCGGCGAGAACGCGAUAGACUCGUUGGAUCCGUCGCGAAGGCCUUGGUACAUGAAAGGAGGGUCCAGGAGACCUUAUCCGGCGAUAAAAGCCCGCAGUACCGGCCGAAGGCUGGCUCAAUUGUGGCCGGAGGAGAACGCUUACGAUGAUCGCGUGACGAAUCAGCUGAUGUUCGUGCCGCCCGACUACAAUAGAACGAGCGGCGAGCAUCCUCUGAAGAAGAUAAUGGUUCCUCAUGGUAUGUCCGAGGCCAAAGCCGGUCCUGACAUUUUCUUCCAGCAGCGCUGCCCGGUGAAUACCUGCACGAUCGUCCGCGACAAUCCGGACGAGGCCGAUCUCAUUCUAUUUAAGGAUUACAUCACGCACGUGGGACGACGGCCGCACAAUCAGGUGUGGAUGCUGUAUUUUUUAGAAUGCCCUUACCACACGCAGAGUGUGAAGAACGCCCUUAUCAACUGGACAGCCACAUAUCGACGUGACAGCGACAUAGUGGCACCCUACGAGAGGUGGCAAUAUUACGACGCCAGUGUCACGCAGAUCCCGCAAACGUUUAACUACGCGGCCAACAAGACGAAGAAGGUCGCCUGGUUCGUUUCCAACUGCCAUCCCCGAAAUCAACGCAUGCAUUACGCCCGGGAGCUCUCGAAAUACAUCCAGGUGGACAUCUACGGCGCGUGCGGCAGCUUGCGCUGUCCGCGCUCGCAGUCGCAGACCUGCUUCGACAUGCUCGACGAGGACUACAAGUUCUACCUCGCGUUCGAGAACUCCAACUGCAGGGACUACAUCACGGAGAAGUUCUUCGUCAACGGACUCGGGCACAACGUCCUGCCGAUCGUGAUGGGCGCCCACCCGACGGACUACGCGCACAGCGCGCCGUACCGCUCCUACAUCCACGUGGACGAGUUCGAGUCGCCGAGGGAGCUGGCCGAGUACCUGCACCGGCUGGACCGCGACGACGAGCUGUACAACUCGUACUUCCGCUGGAAGGGCACCGGCGAGUUCAUCAACACGUACUUCUGGUGCCGGAUGUGCGCGAUGCUGCACGACGACCGUCCGCCUAAGUACUAUAAGGACGUGAACGAGUGGUGGCGGGGCGAGGGCGUGUGCACGACCAGCUCGUGGCGCGAGCACGACCUCGCGCGCUCCCAGAAUUUCCGCAACACCUGAAGAGCGGCCGGCCCCUGGGAAACGUUCGUAAGAGGCUCUUCCGGCGGUUAAACGGGGAGUUCCGUGCGCGCGCGUACGUGCGUCGCGUGCGCGUACGUGCGCGCGCGCGUGAGUCCGCCCGACACGUUGCUCAAUUUCCACGGAAAGGAGAAAAGAAAGAAAAAGAGAAACGAUUCCGAUUCUUCCAUGAUAGAAUAUUGCCGAUGGGGAGGGGAAGGGGCGGACAGCAACGUGAAGGGAGCGCGCUCGCGUCCACGAGAGCGAGAUGACGCGCAUCCGAGAGCUGGACGGCGCGUCCUCGUUUCGCGAAGCCACUCGAGCCGCCCGGGGAGGAGGUGCGUUGAUGAGUCCUCUCCGGGAGAGGAGAGACGCGAUACAUCCUCCGCUCUCGUUUACCUCCGAGAGGGCCGAGAGCGCGACUCGGAGUGCGUGUGAGACUGUGUGCGAUUCCCGCGCAAAUGCGAUCCUAGCGAAAUGCUGCGGGGUUGCCUUCGAGGCGGCGAGGAUCCUCCGGGGAGUUCGCACCUCGCGCGGUGGUACUCUUUUCUCUUCUCUUCUUUGUUUCUCGAGGAAGGGCAGUCUGUGUGCCUAAUUGUCGAAUCUUCCAAGAUAACGUUUCGUAUACAUUUCUUUUUCGGACGGGCAGCUCAGGCGAGAAACACGAGGGGUGAGCCCGCGUGGACAGCCGUGGCAGGCUCGCGCGGGGUCGCGCGGUGAGAAAAUACUCUUCGGUGACGAGUGCGGUGUGAUGUUUCGUUAGAGCUUGAGGAGACUGUAAGUGGGGAUGAUGUCAGGGAGUGAUGUAGCUAGCGCGUGAUCACGGGAACAGGUGCAAUUACGCGUUCGUUCGUCCACACGGAGAAGAAAGGCCGAUGCGUGACGGUGAACGAAUCGAACGCGGUUCCGGUGUUUUCGAAGACAACAGAAUUUAUGGCUCUUGUCGCACGGAGGAAAUAUUGCGGGAAUAAUUACCGCGAAAUUUGGCUACGCUCGUACCGGAAUUAUGACUGAAAUUAUUAUGUGUUAUAAUUUGUCGUUUACAAUGAAGCGCAUUUACUCAAUAUUGCAUCAUAAUUUCAGUUAUAAAUUCCGAUGUGGUCCAACGUUAAAAACUUUCGUGGUGAUUCGUACUACAAUAUUUCCUCCGUGUGAACCAAGUUCGGUUCUUAGGGCUAAGAACUCCGGGGUUUGUUUUUUUUUCCCCUUCGAUCGAGACGCAUUCGAUUUGUUCAUUGUCAUGGUUGAUUCAACCGAACUUCUUUCCUUGUUGAAAACUCAAUUCUCUGCGCACAUUUAGCACGACGGAGAGUCACCUGGCUCCUAGUUUCGUCCGUUCGUUCGGAUCCGAUCCGGGAAGGCGCACGUGGCGCGAAUUCGAGGCGAGAAUCAGUAUUGCAUCUGCCACGAAACGUGCGUCGGGAGUGCGAGUCGGUGUAUAUACGGUAAUGAUGAUCCCCGAGCCACCGAGUGAUCUUUCAAUUGUAGCGCGGACAAUGACAUAUUCUAGAGGACCAACUAAGAAAGACCAACUAAAGAUUAACUGUUUAAACGAUCCGGGCCACCGGCAUUCGCGGAAUUAGCGUCGAAAGUUGAUGAUUUCCGGCUGGAAUCGAGCCGGAGCUUGUAUAUAAUAAGAAUAAACGAAAUCUCGGUUCUUCGAUUGAUUUCAUUCUCGAUUUUAUCCCGAGAGAUGGGCCUUUGAGUUUGGGUUUAUCAUUGUUCAAUAGAAGAUAUCUAUAACGCCGAACGCGAUGAAUUCGAGAGGAAGAGCGAUUCGUUGGAUGCUUUUUUGUUGUUAGAUAUUACAAUCGAUUGCAAAAAUUUGUCGCGAAAGCUGCGGCUGGAAGGACAGUCGGUGGAUUUCGGGCGGAUGUUGUAUAAAGGAUUGCGGCUCUCGACAAAGGAGGAAGCUGCGUGAGAUCGACCGUGUGUACUUUAGGGAAAAAGCGUGGCGACUAUACUCGAGCGCGAAUCAUGCAAUACGCGUUUAUUAGUGGCGUUUAAAUAUAAAUCCUGAGGAUAUUUGAGCUUCAAUUGGAGGAAGAGAGAGAGAGAGAGAGAGAUGAUCGCCGCUUUUUGGUAGCAAUAGCGAGCACAGCAUGAAACUAAGUUUUAUGCGGCGUUAUCGUACUGUUCAGUAUUUAAAUAUUAUUGUUUCUUCUUGCGAGUUCUGCGAGAAGAUCUCAUCGUUAGACGUUGUAGACGCGGAGAAAGAGAUUCGUGCGCAUUCACGUAACCUCGCGUGUGUAGAAAUUCCCAGUGAGCUUUACUUUCCCCGACAAUAAUCGUGCAUGUCUUACGUCGCGCUCGCACGGCGCAUUCGCGAAAUCAACGCGAGACGUUAUUACAUUUCCCCGCGGAAUCGCGGAUAAAUUCCCUCUUUCUUUUUCAAACCCGACGCUGAACGGGACGUCGGAUCAGCGCACGAGAUCUCUCAAGUAAUUUGCAUCUGUGUGAAUGCGUGUGUUCUCGCGAAAACCACAUAAAUUAUUUAAUUCGCGGACGAGAAGUGCAUUUAUACCGAGCUGCGUGGGAUUUACAUCGACCAGCCAAUCAAAUAUUGCUCAUUACAAGCUCACGUGAAUUUUUACGAGAAGCGCUUGACAGUUCUUCUUCUUCUUUUUUUUUUUCCGUUCCGGCAGAGCGGAGUGCGCAGCGAAUCUCGCCAUUUAUAAUAAGCAUGUCAUUUCCGUCGGGGAUUUUCGAGGUACGCAUGAAUCUAGUCAGAGGCGCAUAUAAGCUCAGUGAGGUAUUUUCGAAUAAUUUACGACGGUGUAGUUAUUACACACGCAGUGAGUACCUGUUCGUGAAUAUAAUUCCUACUAGAUUUUCUUUCGCAUUCGAGAGUCAAUCUUCGACUCGUUAAAUUGGCAGCGCGCGCGCGAGCGAGCGGCCGACGCGUCGCGCGCGCGGCACGCAAUUCGUACGUUCGUACUCUGUGUGGCUAUUCGCGAACAACGACCUUGCCGUUGUGAACACUAGUCCAGCUCAAACGUAGCUCAAGCCUGGACGAAUUUUUGGUCCUGAGGACAGCGAGACAGAAGCACCGGCGAGUAAGAGCGGGGCGCAAAAAAUGUAUUCAAAACGCACGAGAGAGAGAGAGAGAGAGAGAGAGAGACACGCAAAAUCACAAUCGAGUCACUUCGAGGCGGCGGCUCACACGGUCACCGCUCUCGAACGGUUCCUACAUUAUAAAAUUACUCACAGUGCGCACAAGCUGCAACUAUAGUUAUCUAGAUAAUGAACUAAUUAAAUAAUCAGCCGGACGCGAUCAUGCAGAUCGACACCGAGAAGACCGCGCAUAUCUCAAGUAAUUCGACAACCGUUUCCUUUCCACCGGAGUGCCCGAGUGAUAUUUGUGUCGAUACAUCGUUAUGUUUUUAGAUAUAUUUAUACACGCGUGUGUUACUUUGGCGGAUUGCAAUUUACUUUACACCAAUCGGCGCGCUUCAGUGACUGUCGUCCGAAUGAAUUGAAGUCGAUCCGUAGUUUAGCCGUGCGAAAUGAAUGAGCAUAUUUAUGUUAUUUCGCGAGACUGUUACAUCGAGUCGACGAUUCGUUAGUUACUCUUUACGUUACGAGAAAUUGUUCCAAUCUAAAUUUCCACGAUAAGCGAUAAGGUCGGACGUUAAGUUACGCAUGUUUGAAGAAUCAAUCAAAAAAUAAGGAAGGAAAAGAAAUAUGGGACAGAACCGGCGAAGCCGUUCCCGAGGGGCUUCGCCGAUCCUCCCGGCCGCAUUUUCGCGUUUAUUAACGAUUGGUGCUGCUUGUAACGAUUGGUGCUGCUCUACGGCGUGUGCAAACGUAUACGCCGACGACGACGAAAUCUUGAUCCGAGCGGCCAGCCUAGUACCGAAUAAGUACCGAAAUGUAGAUACGUAGGCAUCACAAGGGGCGUGAGAGAAUAACGCUCGAUAUCGAAGUGGCACGUCCCCGUGGCGAGUGGUGUACAUGUACGUGAUAAAUAAAUAUAUUCCCGAAUCGUACAACAAAGAAGAAGCGGAAGAAGCUGAGGAACGUGUCCGAGUGUCCACGACUCCACGAGAUUGUGCGCGCGGUUCCUCGAGCGACCUCGACCGAUAUUUUCGCCCGCCCUGGACUCAGUAAUAAAUACGAAGUGUUACUAUUUACUACUCUCUCGGUGAUUGCUCGUUGUCAAUCUAUAGAUAGCACGAUGAUUUGUAAAUAGUAGCGUGUACGAAUGUGUCAUGAUAUUAUUGUGUGUAAAAGAGGGGGGAGAAAGAGGUAACGACGAAAGCGAGAAAACGGUAAGAGAGAGAGAGAGAGAGAGGGGCACGUCGUGUCACACCGAUGUAUGUGUAAUAUUAAAUGUGUCGAUCGCGACGGCAGGUGAUGCAUUCGGACUCGGAGAGACAUGUAGAUAAAGUCGUGUGACGUCAGUCAGUCAGAACGUGGCUCGUUCUAUCUCGCGGAGGCGCGCUUAUUAUUUUUCAUCGGGACGGAGCCCGCAGUCAGAGAGUCACGAUUCAGUGCCAUAGUGAGAUCGUGAGGAUUUAAUCAAAAAAAAAGUGUCGUGUCUCAACCGUUUACGUCCACGCGCACAUCAUCAUCCAUCUCUUGCAGUUGAAACGCGACGGGAACUUGACACGAUCGGGCCUCUCGCACGCGAAUCGCCGUAACCGCAGACGUAGGAUACGUAAAUCUUUUCAGCCGAGGCACCGAUUGGGAUAUUCCUUUAGAUUCGGUAAUCUAGAGGAAGAUGGAAGUGACGGUGUAACUAGGAUUUUAACCAAUCGAAUCCUAGUUACUCCCGCUUACGAUCAGAUUUAUCGUCGGAGAGGGAGAGAGUGUGUUCUAUCCUCUCUUCUAGAGUACACAAAUCUCAAGACGCAACAUUCCGAUCGGUUCUUUCAUCGAAAUUAACGUUUUGUGUUUUAGGUUAUGGCAAUUCGUAUGCGAAAGUUCUUAGGCACAUGUAAGAACGUAAGCAGUGAAGCUUAUUGGUAAGAAUAUUCGAUAAGACGUAAGCAGUGAGCAAAUUGACCAGCUACAGUCGAUUAUUUUCGGACUGUAAGAAUCCAAUUGGCGAAUUAGCUUACUACAUACUCUUACCCCGUCGUUGUAAACCCAGCAUAAGAUUUAAGCGGUGAGCAAAUUGACCAACUCCUACCAUACUCGAUUAUCAUUCUCGUUACGGUCGGGCAAUCGACUGUGAUUGGUCAAUUUGCCUGCUGCUUAGCGUCUUACCGCUUACGUUUUUCCGUGUGACUCGGCCCCUCAUUCCUUAUCCAAUCGUCUCGAGCGCGCGAAAGGUCAUCAUCACGAUGCGAUUGGCGGGAAUUGCGCGAAUUGCGGCUUCCGUGAAAUUGUCGUCGGGGUUCAGUUGCUUCGUCCAGUUUCGGCGAACGACGUUUAAAUUAAAGUAAGAAUUUGUACGCGCCUUUCUUUUGUAUGUACAUAACGUAAACUAACGCGGCGGAUCGCGAAAGCCGAUAUACCGCGUCGAAAUGUCUUUCUUUCAUGAUGUUAAUGAUGUUGUUUAAUGUUCCCGAGAGGCAUCGCAGCGGUGUCUCCGAGCAUUUCUCAAGUCCCGCGAUGUUCUACCGAGCGCAGCCACACUGAGUUGUAUGUGUUUGUAUAGUCGUGUCGAUGUUUACGCGCAUUCUUGACCCAAGGAAUAAAGACGAAUGCUAUUCUUAA
Molecule: messenger RNA, 11158 nt
Organism: Dinoponera quadriceps
Lineage: Eukaryota; Metazoa; Arthropoda; Insecta; Hymenoptera; Formicidae
Gene: FucTA
Product: glycoprotein 3-alpha-L-fucosyltransferase A
Exons: 9
Coding region: 3950-5497 (515 amino acids)
Cellular component (GO): membrane
Molecular function (GO): alpha-(1->3)-fucosyltransferase activity
Source: RefSeq, a predicted model, not a curated record